AUGGAUGAAAUUGAGCCUUUUAAUCACUUCCGAACAGGAGACCACCUCAUUGCUGGACUCGUCACUUUAGUAUUUAUUAGUGUCCCACCAGAAAGCUUCACAAAGCCUCCCUUUUUACAAGAGAACCUGGAACCAACGAUGCAAUGGCACCACCUUGCCUUCUCAUUGGCCAUUCAGGAGAUCAACCAGAAUCCCAAGCUCUUACCAAAUAAUAUCACCCUCGGCUACACAGUCUAUGAGAACGUUUUCCAUCCCAGGGUGACGUAUAAUGCUUUGAUAGACCUGCUACCUUCUGCCCAGGAGACCAUUCCAAACUACAAAUGUGGCAAACAGAAUCAUGUCUUGGCUGUUCUUGAAGGACCUGUGUCUGACAACACCGAUGACAUUUCAACACUCUUGAGCGCCUACAAAGUCCCUCAGGUCAGUCAUGAUUUUCAUUUGGCAGUUCUUAAGGAUAAAACUCAGUUCCCUUUUUUCUACCAAUUGGCCCCAAAGGAAGAAGUCCACUACCUGGGAAUUGUCAAACUGCUCCUGCAUUUCCGAUGGACGUGGGUUGGUCUCUUUGCUUCAGAUAGUGACAGUGGGGAAAAGUUCAGGAGCACCUUGACACCUCUCAUGCUCAGGAGCGGCAUCUGUGUUGCCUUUGCAGAGAGCAUGUUAGAACAUGGUGUUGGUUUCACUGCUUGGCCAGAUGAAAGAAUGCAACGCUUGAAUUCAUUUCUCACUCAAGGCCAAGUCAGUGCAUUUGUUUUCUAUGGAGAUGUUCUAUCCAUAGUAUGUCUUGAAAUACUCAUACGAAAGGCUGAAGAUGAAAUGAAUGUCAGACUGCGUAAAGUUUGGAUCACAUCUCUUUCGUUGGACUCCCUCUUCAGCUUGGCAUGUCUUUCUCAGCCCUUUGAUCUUGUUACUCAUGGAUCUUUCUCCUUCAUGACUCAGACAAAGGAAAGAACAAUGUUUUCCCAUUUACAAGGAUGUAACCCUCUUAUUGAGGAGUUCAUGGAGACAGCAUUUGAUUGCUUCUACUCAAAGCCCAUUUUGUCUGCAAGAGGCCACCAGAGAUGCAGAGAGAAAGAGAGGCUGGAGGACAGGCGCUGGGAGGCCCUGAAAGAACACCUGCCUCCCAGGGCCUACAAUAUUUACACCUCCAUCCAGGCAGUGGCACAUGCAUUACAUGCUGCCUACUCAUCCAGGUCUGAUAGGAUGAUGAGGACUGGUGGAGACAAAUGGGAACAUGAACCAGUACAGCCUUGGCAGUUUCAUCCUUUCCUGAGACACUUCCAGUUUCACAACAUUUCCAUGGGUGGAAAGGAUUUGGUUGAAGAUGGGGACCUGGAAGCAGACUUAGACAUUGUGAACAUGAUUGUCCUGCGCAACAUUUCCAUCAUGCUGCCUGAUUCCAGGUGUACCCAAAGGUGCCUCCCUGGACAUGUGAAAGUGACCCUGGAAGGAAAGCCCAUUUGCUGCUAUAACUGUUCUCUGUGUGGAGAAGGAACCAUCUCCACUCAGGAAGAUGCAGAUCGUUGCCUCAAGUGCCCAGAAGAUCAGUAUCCCAACCUGGACCACACUCAAUGCAUUCCCAAAGUUAUUACUUUCCUUUCUUACGAGGAGACUUUGGGAACUGCCCUCGUUGUUUUGGUUGUGUUUUUGUCCACAGUCACACUUCUGAUUCUAGGAAUCUUCAUUAAAUAUACUGAAACACCAAUAGUCAAAGCCAACAACCGAAACCUCACCUUUAUUCUUCUCAUCUCACUCCUGCUUUGCUUUCUGUCCUCCCUUCUAUUCAUCGGCCAGCCAAGGAGAGUGACCUGCCUUCUCCGACAAACCACCUUCAGCACCAUCUUCUCAACUGCUGUCUCAUCUGUGUUGGCUAAAACGAUCACUGUGGUGGUGGCAUUCAUGGCCACCAAGCCAGGAAAUAGGAUGAGGAAAUGGCUGGGGAGGAGUCUGGCAAAGUCCAUAGUCAUUUUGUGUUCCAUUGUUCAAAUUGGCCUCUGCCUCAUCUGGCUGGGCAUCUCUCCCCCCUUCCCAGAGUUUGACCUGCACUCCCAUGAUGCACAGAUCAUGUGGCAAUGCAAUGAAGGGUCUGUGGCCAUGUUUUAUGGUGCCCUGGGUUACAUGGGCUUCCUGGCUGCCAUCUCCUUCACGGUGGCUUUCCUGGCUAGGAAGCUUCCUGGGGCCUUCAACGAAGCCAAGCUGAUCACCUUCAGCAUGCUGGUUUUCUGCAGUGUUUGGGUGUCUUUUGUGCCCACCUACCUGAGCACCAAGGGGAAAUACAUGGUAGCCGUGCAGGUCUUCUCCAUCUUGGCCUCCAGUGCUGGCUUGCUGGGCUGCAUCUUCAUCCCCAAAUGUUACAUCAUUAUAGUGAGGCCUGGUCUGAAUGUCAAGGACCAUCUCAUGAUGAAAAGUCAAGAUGAAAUUUGA
Messenger RNA from Gekko japonicus, 2421 nucleotides. RefSeq names its product vomeronasal type-2 receptor 26-like. Gene Ontology annotation, molecular function: G protein-coupled receptor activity. NCBI's taxonomy places the organism in Eukaryota, Metazoa, Chordata, Lepidosauria, Squamata, Gekkonidae. The transcript is spliced from 6 exons. The record is from RefSeq and is a predicted model, not a curated record. Gene Ontology annotation, cellular component: membrane. The coding region runs from base 1 to 2421 and encodes 806 amino acids. Gene Ontology annotation, biological process: G protein-coupled receptor signaling pathway.